AUGAUCGCACUCCGUCACCCCGCAUUACGACGAGCCUCCUUCGUUGUGGUGGCCGUGCUGGUCUCCUUCCUGUUUCUUGGUGUUGCCAGCUCGAGGGAGGUCGUCGUUGGGGUGCUGGACGGCACCCAUAAACUGACAGCGGAGGACAUUACGACGGGAUUUAGGGCGAGCGAGAAAAAUUUUGUUACACGCUGUGGUGAAUUUGACGCACACGGCGACAAGUUUGUCGUGAUACUUGAGAUGGGGAAAUUCAGCGACUAUCUUGUUCCCAAGGCGGGCGUUACGCUCUGUGGCCUUCUUACCAGCUCGACAACGGCGCAAAAGUAUCUCCACGCCCCGCAGGAUCCCCGCGAGGCUGCAUGGGAUGGUCAUACCUUUCCCAUUGCACCGUCCCUCUACACGACGGCGUUGGGCGGGUCUGCGGAAGGCUACGUCAGUGGCGGCCGGAGCACACUGUCGUUUUGGGGUGACAACGGGGGCGACACCAACCACACGGGAGGCUGCUGCGCGCAGCUGCCUAAUCGGGGUGCCGCGUGGUACCAGCCGUACCGUCUGGUGUUGGCCCCAAAGGAGCCUGCGCUAUAUCUCGCUUGGGGUACGAAGCCAACAAUUGCUGUCACCAACGCUCCGGUGGAAUUUGAGAUAAACGUAUGGAACAUGCGCAGUGAACCAGUCGGAGAAAACGUCACGUUUGACAUCACGACAAACGGCAAGAGAGUUACUGUGACAAGCCCGGUGGGGCGGUACACGCAUUUUGCCGACGCCCCAGAGAAGGGCAGCACCAAGUAUGCCAUUACGGUGGACCUCGUGUCUGGUCCUGAUACGGCGAACAAGAAGCAGCUUAAAAUUGAGGUUGAUGUUUUGGGGAAACUCCCGUGGGAUGUGAAGCCAUCUGCUGGCGAAAAGAUCCCGGCGCUCGUGCGCUUUGGCAAAGAGGGCACUGCGAUUGGCCCUGUGGAUGGGGCUGCAGCACUCUACGAAGACUGGUUUGCAUCCACCAUUGUGGGGGGUGAGUCUCAAAUUCGUCCCGUUGCUGGUCACUUCAGCACGGCGAGACCGCACAGCCUGUCUCCAGUGCGGGGCAAGUGGGAAAACGUGACCCAGGCCGAUGGUGUGUUCCGGGUGCUGGUGCCAUGCAAGAGUGUGCAGUACUAUGCUGUCGCCGUGUACAGUGCGGUGGAUCAGCGCAUCGUGGUGCAAUAUGAGUACAACACCGCCGCUGUGGUGUAUUUCGCUGGUAUACGCCGUCUUUCACAUGUGUUGGAUGGAGCGCACGAGGGCUCGUUUGCACUUGAUGUGACACAAGGUUAUCAUCAGGUUCUUGUCAAGUUGUUUUCUGACAGUUCAACAGCAGUAAAGGACUCUGAGAAUUGCACCGUCGUCUCGAGCUUUUCAAUGCGUGUGAUCGGCACUGCGGUUGGUUACACCCACGCCGUCAUGCCUGACAUUCCGGAGGGUGCCCAUGAAAUGUGGAACAACGAAUAUAUGUUUUACCUUCUCCAUUUGGGGGAUAGUCAAGAAGAGUACUUGUACGGCGGCCUAGACGAGGAUUUUAUCAACGUGAGGACGGCCAGCCCGAGGCCAGGGAACUAUAUGAGCGGCAAAAUUUGGAAAUCAUUGGUCUUUUAUGGCGGCCGAAUUCCAGUUUCCGCAGAAGGCCUGCCGGAUGACAAGGAGGCUGCGGUGUCAUAUGUUGCCAUCGCGCUUUACAGCGGCUACGAGGAAAAGGUGCCUUUGAGCUGGACCUUCAUUAUUGGCGGCAAGACAGAUGUUUUCAUUGACGGUGAGCGGGUCUACAGCCGCCCAAGCGACACUGGGCCCCUCACCGAGAAUGCCACCACACCCAUUUCGCGUGGGUGGCACCAGCUGAUUGUGCGUAUUGCCGCUACGAAGGGGAAGUCGUGGGGGUUAACUUUUUUUAUUCGUUUUGACAACUAUCGUAUUGGUGGUUCUCAUAGCCCCGGCACCAAUCUCCCGUUUGGUGUGGCUUUCAUUCGGCCCAACAUGCCACUUUUGUCACUAAUGGCGUUGGUCGAUAUGGAGCUUGAGGACGGAGCAAUUCCCUUUGAUCCAUCAAACGCGACAGCGGUGAGUGAUGAGUUCACUGACCUCCCCAUUGGUGCGAGCUAUAUGCCUGGUUUGCUCUCGCCGCAGCGCAUCUGGGCUUUGGGGCAGGAGCGCCAGUACCGAUGGGCAGGGAAAGUGAGCGAUGAUGGCAACUGGGGGAGCCACUCUUUCGGUGGAAACUUCAAUCAGUAUUGGUCAUUCGCUUUGUACGCCACAGAGCAGAUGCAGGCGGCGGUGCGUGUCAUGUUUCAUGGAGGCCAUACAAUAUGGCUGGGCGGCGCCGUGGUUGGCUCGGCACCCCUUUCUUGGAAGAAGGAGGUGCUGCACACGUUGUCGCUGGAGAAGGGGUGGAAUCAGCUCAUAAUUAAGCUGCGAGCGAACAACUCAUUUCAUUUUGUCGACACGAACGAUGGCACAAUGACUUGGACCAAGGCAAACGCGGUGUGCACUGGGACAAGGUAUAUGGAGUUGUGUCCCCAGUCGGCUGUGUGCCCGCUUGGUGUGGGACGCCCGGGGGUGUUGCCAGUGGCUGGGGGAUCCGCCUUUGUCCCUGUGAAAACUGCGGAGAACGAAUGGGUUCAGGUGUCUGCGGAGGGCGGCAACGGCACAUCGAUGUGCGAGACGUGGCGAAAGGCCCACGGUGGUCAGAGUCCGAAAUGGGGCGAGGCCAGCGACGACAUUCCAGAGCGUCGUCUUGUGCCGUGUUGUGGCGACAACCCGCCACCGUUUAUGUGGCUGAGCAUCACUCCCUCCCCCGACGCAAAGGGCGAACUGGGGUACGCGUAUGACAUUCCUAUCGUGGUUGAGGCACCCGUUGUGACGGUCGACGACCCUGCAGCUCUCACGCAAACGGUAAGAAUGGCCUCUGCGACACCUAACGCCACCAUUAAGUACGCCGUUAACAAUGCAAGUGAGAUGGUGGUGUACACUGGCCCCUUGACCAUUACCGCGUCAUCGACAAUUGUCGCUCAAGCGUUCGCACAAAACCGUGAGAGCCGGAUGACGUAUUUCCUUGUUGCAAUCGACAAUGAACCAUCUGUUGACCGUAUUGCGUGUGUGGAGAAUGAAAGGUGUCCUUUAUUUGUCUCGGGUGUGGAUCCUAACUGGAGCAUUGCGGUAGUAAGUACAAAGAUCCCCGGUAAAGUUAUGAAGAAUUACUUGUAUAUAGAUUAUGUUCUUCAUCAGGAGCCGUCGUUGGACUUCUCUGGGGUUCUUAAUAUAGAAAAUCACCGCGUCGUUGUUCCACCCUUCCGUGGCGGAACGUACAAUGUCAUUCCCUAUCACGGCUCCGCAAAGGCCAGGAUGAUGUUGAACGUUUUGGUCUACAGAGAAACGAAGCUGAUCCCCAGUGAGGUGCUGGGUACACAGGAAACAAUGUUCCGGAUUGAGGGUGGCGUGGGGGAAGGUGAUGCUGCGCUGCUUCCAUUCAGUUCAAGAGGGUCGCCAGCCACGUGCGAUGCAGCUGCAUGUAUUGCGGCGCUCGACAGUAAGCGUGACCGUGUCGCGGUGUUGUCGUUCAGUGACCAUGCGUACUACUUUACACAGGAUCUCUACGGCUAUGCGGGUGAGCUUAGUUGUCUCUGCUUGUGCCUUUCUUGCUCUAAGGGGGCGUCCAGGUGGGAGUCGCUGCGGAUUGAGCCGUCCAAGGUGGUGAGCCAGACUGUUAACGUGAGUGUGUUGAGCCCUGCCCCAUCGAGCGGGGAAAGCGUGGGAGCUGUACGACCUCACAGCGUGCAGAACGGUGAUAUCCUUGAGCUGUUUGGGCUAUUUAUCACCAGUUCACGUUACAGCGUCCGUUUUGUCCGUGCUGCUUCAACGGGCGGCAGCCAUGUGGCUCCGCUGUGCACUGUUGAUGGAGUGCAGGCCGGAUCGUUAAUGUGCAAAAUGCAGGUGCGGGCCGGGGUCAUCGGUAUGUGGAACGUUUCACUCAUGAACGGAGCGACGCAAGUGCCAUUUGCGAAAGGUACUCGCAACGAGAUUCAGGUCCUUCCGCUGGUUCCUUUGGUCGAGUCCGCAAGGGGUGUGUGUGCUGCCACAAGCGCAAAAUGUGUUACAGGUGCGCAAAUGACUUUUUACGGGGCGAACUUCAACCCUGUUGAGCCCUCGUAUAACGAUGUGAUAGUGGGUGAGGCUGUGGCUGCCAACCCGAUUCUCUGCAGGGUGACCAUUGCCACAGAAACGGAGCUUACCUGUGUCCUCAGCAUUCCACGGGAUAAGGAGCAUGGAACGUAUUCGAUCAGGGUUCGUGUGCGUGCGUCGGAAACGGAGUGGGCCGCGGAGCAAAGUGCCGGAUUUCUUGUCUUGGGGGACGAUGCACAUGUCCCUGGGUGGAAAGCCAACGAUGCGCCGCAUCCCGUGCCUGCGAAUGAUGACAAAAGGAGCAAUACAGCCCUUAUCGUCUGGCUUGUCUUUGGUUCCCUCCUUCUAGUGCUGCUCGUGGUUUUUAUUGUGUUGUACUUCCCGCCCAUAUAUAUGCGUAGGAGAACUGGUGAGAUUGAAGGGAGUUCUAAUCCCAGUGAGCUGCAAUUACGUAAGACAUAG
Molecule: messenger RNA, 4608 nt
Organism: Trypanosoma rangeli
Lineage: Eukaryota; Euglenozoa; Kinetoplastea; Trypanosomatida; Trypanosomatidae
Exons: 1
Coding region: 1-4608 (1535 amino acids)
Source: RefSeq, a predicted model, not a curated record